Messenger RNA from Puma concolor (puma), 2697 nucleotides. The record is from RefSeq and is a predicted model, not a curated record. NCBI's taxonomy places the organism in Eukaryota, Metazoa, Chordata, Mammalia, Carnivora, Felidae.
AUGCUUGUUCGGGUGCUUGGAGACUGUUGUGGAUUGGUUGGCACGCUGAAGCAUGUGUAUUGGAGUGGUUUUUGUCCUUUAUUGGCUGUCUUUCAGAAGGAAGAAGCUGAAAUGGAUUGGAGUGAACCUGGUUUACAUAUGAAGAAGUUAAAGAAAGGUGAAAAUGAAAAAGGGACAUCAAAAGGAUCUGUGAUCACACCAGUGUUGAAGAAGGCCAAUUCCCUAACUGGUGGUCCACUACAAAAGAAUGAUGGCAGCCAUUUCAGUGAAAAGGAUCAGCAUGAAAGCAGGCCUGCAAAGAAAAUUUCUAAGAAGAAGAACAAGGUAAGAGAAAUAGACAAUGAAAUUACUUCUAUGGAUGACCUUGUCGACUUCAUUCAGUCAUCUGAAUCUGAAACAGCCUCAGAGGAUUGUGAGUUGCCUUAUUCUAAGAAUUUCAUGUUGCUGAUUGAACAACUUGGCAUGGAUUGUAAAGAUUCUGCUGGCUUCUUAAAAAUCCAAAAUAUACUUGUUUCUUAUGAAAGAUUAAGGAAACUUAACAAAAAUCACUGUAAACGACUUACGGGAAAAAUUAAAAAAAUGGAAAAAACGGUUAGUGCACUACAAAACGAGCUACAAGAAGCCAAAGACGUGACAUCAUGGUUAGAGCAUCAAAAAGUGGAAUGGGAACAUGAAGUAUGCAGUUUGAGAUUUACUUUAAAACAAGAGGAAGAAAAAAGAAGAAAUGCUGAUAUGUUGUAUGAAAAAAUUAGGGAGAAGUUAAGAAGAAUAGAAGACCAAUAUCAGAAAGAAGUUGAAACAAAACAAGAAUUUGAACUCGCUCUUAGAACACAAAACAUGGAAUUGAAGGCCGCAAAAGAUAAUUUGAAUCAGGUAAAUUACUUUUUGAGAAAAAAUUUGCAGUGACAGUGGCAACUUUCUCCAGAACAGAAGGCCAGAGUAUUACAAGAUGGAAGUGUAAACAAUCACUUUUACAAGCAAAAGGUGCUAGAAAUGGCUCAUAAGAAAACGAAUUCUGAAAUAUCUUCUUUACUUUCUGAUAGUCGUGAGAAAAUACAAGAUCUGUUGCAUAAAAACCACAUGUUGCAGGAUGAAAUCGCCAUGCUAAGACUGGAAAGAGACACCAUAAAAAAUCAGAACCAGAGAAAGGAAACAAAAUAUUGUGAAGACAUUGAAAGUGUAAAGGAAAAGAAUGACAAUCUUCAAAAGACCAUAAAGCAGAAUGAGGAAACAUUAUCAAAAACAAUAUUCCGAUAUAGUGGACAGCUUAAUGUUCUGACUGCUGAGAUUACGAUGCUAAAGUCUAAACUGGAGAAUGAAAAACAAAAGAAAGAGAGCCUGGAAGCAGAAGUUGAAUCAUACCGUGCUAGACUGGCUACUGCUGUACAUUCCGAGAGCAUUCCCGAAAAGGGCUGCAAGUGCCCAAAUGUCCCACUGAGUGUGAGAAGAAGAGAAAGGAACAGCAGUGACCAGACCAUCACCACAAGGGGACAGACUCAUUCAGAGGUCAGGUGGCCAGGGUCCAGCCUUAGCUAUGCCACUAGCUUGCCGGGACAGCCUGAGCACCAGGACCACGUUUCUGACCACCCCCAGCCCUGCCGGCCUCUGCCCCCACCAGUCCGCACUGCGACAGCCCCCAAGACGGCACUUCCCGAGGACAGAGACCUUGGGUCAUUUUUCUUUGGGGCUGAUGUCCUUACAACAGAACUGGAAACUACAUCUUCAAAAUGUCUACACCUGGAUGCAAAAAAUCAGCUUCUUCAACAAGAGUUAUUAUCAAUGAAAGCUUUCGAAGAAGAACGUGAAAAACUAGAGAGCAAUAACAAGAAGUUACAACAAGAAGUAGUAAAAUUGAAACAUUUUAUGGAAAUAAAUAUGGUAGAACACAGUGAAGUGGAACGGUAUAAACGGGAGAUUGAAGAAAGAGCACGACUGGACAUAGUACAAAAAUUACACGAAGUCCACCUGUUUUUACAGGCACAAGCAGCAGCUCAAGAAAACUUGGACCGGUUAAGAGAAAAUGCUCAUGCUUCAACGAGAAGUCAAAUGGAACUUAGAAUUAAAGAUCUGGAAUCUCAGGUCUCUACAAUGAAGACGUCUCAAGAAGAUUCUACUAAAACAGAGUUGGAAACCUACAGGCAACUCUACCUAGAAGAAUUAAAAGUUACAAAGUCCUUGAGAAAUGAGCUGCACAGCUAUAAGACUGGCCCCAGCACGAGCCUGAUGCAAAAAGGAGGGAGGGCCACGACAGACCCUACCCCCAAAUCACACCUGAACCUGCAGUCAGUGCUGCUGGGCUCUCACCACAACCUGGUCAGGUUGGAAAAGUCCCCUAGUCCCUGCCUGGGUAAAGGCACACACCCAAUUGGCUCAUGUACAGAACUCAGCCAGGUCCCAAUGGGAGAAGUGGUGUUGGAGGGGAGCAGGAAAGGAGCUCCAACCCAGCUCUGGCUGCAGGGCCACGGCUGGUGGUCGGGAAGACAGCAAGGAGAGGAAAACAGGAAGGGAUCUCAGUUCACACCUGGGUGCUCAGUUCACCUCUGUCACCCCAUCAGUGCCUGGCACAAUGCCCGGCCUGCGGCUAGUAGCUCAAGGAGGGCUGGGACAGCUCUGCCCCCACCCCCAACUCUGGAAUCUACUCUGCAGGAGGCAGUGGCGGGUACAGUAGCACCAUCUCACGGGGAUCUGGGGAAGUGA